UUAUAAAAGAAAACCCUUUCUGAAGAUUAUUUCAAUUUAAUCAGGAUUUAAAGAAAAUAGAACUUUUAUCCUUAUAAUCCUUCAAUGAAAUAAGUUGAGUCUUAAUAUCUUAAUCAGAAGAUAGAGGGAAAACAAUAACAUUUAGAGUUUGAUGUCCUGUGGUCUUCCUUAAUAACAACCCAUUUUCAAGAGACUGUAAUCUGCCCAACAGAAAGUCUUCUCCCAAGGAUCUUAAUCAGAUUCUGAGAAAAUUCAAAGCCAAAAUAAACAAUAUUAGACUAAAACCAAAACAAUGUAGGUAUUAACAGCUAUACAAAAGGCAGCCUCCCCUGAUGAGUCAUUUCUAAAAUGAUGGAAGUCUAAGUCUCUGAAGUGUUUCUAUUCAAACUGGAAGAUAUAUAAAGGUAGGGAAUCAGUUCACAAGCAGGAUGACUGUAAAAUUUUUCAUUUCACACAUCCUGUUUUACUUUAUGCGAAAAUUAUACUGAGAACGGCAAAAAUGAGUCUCUCUUCCUAUGUAUUAAUACUAAUUUUUUCUUUGUUUUCUCAGGGUAUUUUACUUUCAGCCUCCAAGCCCAUACGCAAUUUAGAAGAUGACAUGGUAUUUAAUACAUUUAGGAUGGGAAAAGCCUUUCAAAAGGAAGAUACUGCAGAGAGAUCAGUUGCUUCUCCUUCUCUGGAACAAUACAAAAAUGAUGAGAGUAGUUUCAUGAACAAUGAGGAAAACAAAAAUUCAAAGAACGUGGGCUCCAAACAUAGUUUCGUAAACCAUGGUCUGCCGCUCAAUCUGGCUAUAAAGCCUUAUCUUGCACUAAAAGGAUCUGUAGCUUUUCCAGCUGAAAAUGGAGUGCAGAAUACUGACUCCACACAAGAAAAGAGAGAAAUUGGAGAUGAAGAAAACUCAGCUAAGUUUCCUAUAGGAAGGAGAGAUUUUGACAUGCUCAGGUGUAUGCUGGGAAGAGUCUACCGACCUUGUUGGCAAGUCUGAUACCUGUUGGUCCACACUGUCUCUUCAGGAGGGAAAAAUCCUUUGUCAAUGAGAAGAAAGCCCUUGGCGUUACUGUAACUUGUGUAUUGCUUUAAAUGGCUAUCUUGUAAGAAAGUAGUAUUAACAUAUAUCAGUAUUCGAAAUGAUAUGCUUUCUCUGUGCAUUAAAAUUUGUGAAAAUUCUGC
This is a messenger RNA of Perognathus longimembris pacificus (Pacific pocket mouse), 1173 nucleotides long. It is a transcript of the gene Pmch, whose product is annotated as pro-melanin concentrating hormone. NCBI's taxonomy places the organism in Eukaryota, Metazoa, Chordata, Mammalia, Rodentia, Heteromyidae. The transcript is spliced from 3 exons. The coding region runs from base 500 to 988 and encodes 162 amino acids. The record is from RefSeq and is a predicted model, not a curated record. Gene Ontology annotation, biological process: behavior; chemical synaptic transmission. Gene Ontology annotation, molecular function: type 1 melanin-concentrating hormone receptor binding; melanin-concentrating hormone activity.